AUGGCGGCCACGGCGAGCACCGCCAUCAGCAACGCCGCCCCCACAGCCCCCUCCGGCGAUACGCAGGUUGCACGGAGCGAAACCGAAGAGGAACGGCGGAUCAGGAAGGAAAAAAAGCGUGCGCAACGCGAGGCCCAGAAGCCGCAAGCGACGGCGGCAGCAGCCACAGCUGCCUCUGCACCUCCUAUUACCGAGGCAACCUCUCCCAAAGCGAAACCGUCGAAGGAAGAGCGCCACGCAGCCAGAGAGAAGGAUCGCCGUAGAAAGGAUAACGCGGGCGGCGAUGGUAACGGAAAGCCGAUUGUCAAGGUCAGCCCUGCCAACGAUGAGGACGCGGCACUGCUGCACGCGAUAGAAGCGGAGAACGAAGCUGUCGUUGCACAGAGCGUCACGAGCAGCCGCAGUUUUGCCGUCGCCGAGCUCAAGCAGGCGAUGGAAGAAAAGGAGCGGAAACGGCUCGAGUCAGUCGAGGGGCGGGCGCUGCGAAAGCGCGCGGAGCGGGAAGAGCGCCGCCGCCUCCGCCACGCCGUCGCCGCCGCCGCCGCCGCCGACACCGCAGAGGGAAAGACCUGCGGCGAUGAGGACGGCGCGUCGGCGACCGGUGCUGCUGGCCGGGUGGGACCGAGCCCGGUGACCGCGUUCGAUCCGAGUGAGCUGCAGCGGCAGGCUUAUCGUGCGCAGUUCCAGAAGGAUCUGGCACGUGCCACGGCGCUGCGCCGCCUGGUCGACUUUGACAGCAGCGGCGGUGUUGUGUUGGACCUUGCACCGCAGAGUGCCUACGAUCUGUACAUACGGGACUUUGGCCAAGGCGGGCGCGAGCAGGUUGGUGUGCAGGCGCCGCCUGAGGAGGAGCGACUGGAUGCUAGCACCCAGGCAGAGCGGGGCAAACUGCGGGUACGUGGGACACAGGCUCCGGAUGAUCUCGGUCUCUGCCCAGAAGAAGAGGCAGAGCGGCAAUUCUUUCAGCUGCGGCGCAAGGCGAUGCUGCGCAGCGGAAAGGACGGAGGUGGCGCCGUGGCUGCAGGCGACGGUGAAGACGAGGCGGGUGGCGAGGAGGGUGGGGAGGUGGCUGACAAGCCGGCUGCAGGUGGUGUUGGUAAAAAGACUCGCUUGGUGGACGCGGCACUGCUGGAGCGCUUCCUCACCAGCACACUUCCGGUGAUGAUUGCGGUGCUCGACGAGAACAGCACUACGCCAUCAGGUGCUGCGGUGGCUGCAGCUGCCGCGUCAGUAGAGGGUUCGAAGCCGAAGGCCUCGACAGCGUUCUCAUCCUCGUAUACCACCUUCUGCUGGCGUGGCACGCGCAACCGUCCAGUGGUGCAGGUGCUGGUGAACCCCUCCAACCCCCGUCAGCUCAUUGCCCUACACGGAGCCAUUGAUGAAACUGGGCCGUCUCCGAGGCUCGACACAUUCCUUUCUGUGCUGCUGUUGUGGAGUGUACAUGACGCUGCCACGCCGGAGCGGGUGCUCGUCUCCUGCUCUGCUGUCACGUGCAUCUGCGCUAGCCCCUCACGCCCCCACCUCCUCUACGGCGGCACUGCUGAGGGAAGCGUGUGCGCCUGGAACCUUCUCGAGCCAGACCGCCUGCACCUCUCCGCCGGCCGCUACGAGCGAGUUGUCUUUCACCUGCCCUCCUACAACACGGGCUGGCAGGUGGGCGGUCACGUCGCUCCAGUGCGACAGGUUUGCGUUGCAGGGUACAACACCACUGCACCCGCCACCCGAAAGGAGGGGCAGUACGAGCAGCUUGUCUCGAUGGACGACACCGGUGCUAUGUGCUACUGGGCACUGACGGAGAAGCGCGACCCAUUGGAGAUGAACAGCGGCGGCCCCGGCGCUGCUGCUGCGGCCAGCCUCAGUCUGCACGACAGUGAUUACGGUCUACACCCUGGCAGCGGUGUGAGCCUGCACCUCUCCAAGGACUCAACAGUGGCGACUGCCGCCGCCAGCGCUGAGGUGCAGCAACAAGACGAGGAUGGUGACACAGCGGUGACCUACAGUGCCAGCGUUGUGGGUGGUUUCGAUUUCUUGCCUUCUGAUGGUUCCCAAUGCAUCCUGACCGCCCCGCACGGCGUUGUUCGGUGCAGCCGCAUUGGCGGAAUCGCGUCGCCGUCGCUGUACGGCCCCUCCUGCAGCACCAGCCACCUGCCGUACGCUUUGGCGUCAAGAGAGCACUUCAACUGCGUGAAGGCGGUUGCCGUGCCGUGUUGUCUGCAGUACAGCGUUUUGGACCCACGGUGGUUUGUGGUGGGCUACGAGGACGGCACCGUACGACUCUACCUUCACCACAAGGCAGCGCCGCAGGUGACGGUGGAGGUGGGCAACACUCCUAUUGUCGCCGUCCGCUGCAGUGGCGCGAUACCGUGGGUGAUAUGGGCACUGGACGAGAGCGGCGAGUUGCACCUGAUCGAUUUCGCCUACCACCGCCGGCAGACACCGCGUCUCUCGCACACGCUGACGCAGCCGGACACCGGCUUGUGUACCUGCAUCGACCUGUCAUCCAAGAGCGAGAAGGCAGAUCAGCACUUCCUCGUGGCGGGGUUUGAGAAGGGUAUGGUGCAGGUGCACUCCGUUGAUGUGGAGAAGCUGCGGGUGGCUCAUUCGGAGCGCGACGAGCAAUGGAUCUGA
This is a messenger RNA of Leishmania braziliensis MHOM/BR/75/M2904, 2628 nucleotides long. RefSeq lists its product as hypothetical. Gene Ontology annotation, cellular component: cytoplasmic dynein complex. Gene Ontology annotation, molecular function: dynein heavy chain binding; dynein light chain binding. Gene Ontology annotation, biological process: intraciliary transport. NCBI's taxonomy places the organism in Eukaryota, Euglenozoa, Kinetoplastea, Trypanosomatida, Trypanosomatidae. The coding region runs from base 1 to 2628 and encodes 875 amino acids. The transcript has a single exon. The record is from RefSeq and is a predicted model, not a curated record.